CUAACUUAAUCAUUUAUAAAACUGGUUAGUAAAUCAAUCAUAGAAUUCUAGCAAGUAUUCGUUGUUACUAUUUCAAGAAAUUGGUAAGUUUUUUGAGAAAAUAAUAUAUUGAGAAAAUGCAAUUUCUACACAUCAUACUAUAUGCAUAACGCCUGAUGUUCGUUCCCUUCCUGAAGUGAUGUUUGAUUUAUUCUCUGAUCAGUUUAGUAUACAGUAAUAUGUUGCCAACUCAAAUCACCUAACCUUUGAUCUGAAAUUCAAUAUUUUCAUUUCUAUGUUUUUAAUUCGAAACAAAAUGAAGAUAUAUGUUUAAUUUCGAUCUUCACCAGUUACAUUCAUUCCGUGCAAUCAUUGUGGUAAGGUUAUUAACCAUAUUUUAGAACAUGAGCAAUCUAAUUGGGCAGACCUUCUUAUGUGUUCUAUAUUUAAAUCGGAUUGGAUACAUUCUAACUACUGAAAAGCUUAAUUAUUGGUGUUCUAAAUUUACUAGUAACACAUAUUCAUAAAUUAAUGAAACUUACUGAGACGAAGGUUUAUUCGAUUAAUUUCACUAUGGAACCUGUCAAAGACUUCCCUAGAAUCACCUCAGUAGUUAGACUCAAAGUUAUGAUAAUCUUGGCAGUUUCAACUGUUACAUUUGGAAUUUGGUACAUGUGGGGUCUUAGCCUAAACGAAAUAGGUCAGUAUAUUUCAAACUACCAAAACCUAGCAAUAUGGAAUAUGGUUAAACAGCCUGUUUAUUAUCCGAACUUCAAAGUUUUCAGAAAUGACGUAAUGAUUGGGCGUCUUCUGUUAAAUAAAACCAAGAAACAUGAAAUUAUCAUCUACGGGCGGAUGUUGGCAGAUAUGAACAAAGAUGUAACAAAUUGUCCAGUGAACAAUUGUGUUAUUCAUACUGAUACAACGCGUUGGAUUCAAAGUGAUCUUAUUUUAAUUCCAAACAGACAAUUUCCUUCCGGAAAGCGUCCACAUCAACAGGCUUGGGUGGCAUUUGAGUAUGAAUCAGCACUCCAUACUCGAUUUAGUGAUGAACUUAAUGAUAAAAUUAACUUCACUGCAUCAUAUCGAUUUGAUUCAACUAUUCGCACACCUUAUGGAAUGUAUACACCGAAUGAACCUAAAACAGAUGAUAUCAAUAAAACAAUCCAUUCGACAAAAUCGGAGAAUAUAGCGAAAGGAAAAGACAGAGCUGUUGCCUGGAUAGUGAGUAACUGUUAUCCUAGGAGUCCAAGAAAUGUUUAUGCAAAUGAACUGGCUAAAUAUAUUACAGUUGAUGUGUAUGGUCGAUGUGGUCGGAUGACCUGCUCUGGUUCGCAAUGUUUUGAUUUGGUACGGAAACAUUACAAGUUUUACCUGAGUUUUGAAAAUUCACUAUGCCAAGAUUAUAUAACAGAAAAGUUCUUCUUCAACGCACUAAUGAACAAUGCAUUACCCAUUGUUAUGGGUGCCUCGAUUGAGGAGUAUCAGAAGGUUUCACCACCUCAUUCUUUCAUUCAUGUGGAUCAAUUUGAGAAUCCGGAAGAACUGGCCAAAUAUCUGAAGUACCUUGAUAAAAAUGACACUGCAUACAACGAAUAUUUCGCUUGGCAUAAAAGGGGUGUUGUAACUGUAUGGUCGUUCAAGCCGGAGUGUGAAUUUUGCAUACUUGCAAAUGCUCUUCCUUACUUCGAGCCAACUAUACAUGAAAACUUUAUGUUUUGGUGGAAGGAUGGAUGUAAAAACAGAACAUUAAGAUGGAAUAAAGCAAUUUAAUUAUUUGUAAAGAAAAUGAAGGAAAUUUGAUGAUGAGUAGCCUAGAAUUAUCAAAGACGGUAUUUGUACAUAUAUCUCUUUCAGUUAACAUUUUAUUUUUCUACUUCUUCGAAGUGUAAUCCAUUAUAAGAUCACAGUAGAACGUUCUCUUUCAAUCUUCAUGUUUUUAAAUCUGACCUUCAAGAAGCCAUCGACUGCUUUAUUUUGAUGUAUCCUGUUUUCUUACUAGCGAGCAUACUUUUUCUGAAUUUCUAAUACUUCUAAUAGUGAAAUUAGUUAAAUAUUUAACUGUAUUCACUUCAAUCACGAAUGUAUAUAUGGUAAAAAAAAUUUCCUUCGCCUUUCUACGAUAAAUAGUUUUGAGUGAUUUCGCUAUAACCGAACUAUGGUGUUUGAAUGAACUAAUGAUUCCUUUGUACUUGUUUAAUGCUUGAUUUCGAAUUCUAAAUACAGUAAAUUCGUUUGUGA
This is a messenger RNA of Schistosoma haematobium, 2220 nucleotides long. RefSeq names its product Alpha-(1,3)-fucosyltransferase 9. The record is from RefSeq and is a predicted model, not a curated record. Gene Ontology annotation, molecular function: alpha-(1->3)-fucosyltransferase activity. The coding region runs from base 511 to 1752 and encodes 413 amino acids. The transcript is spliced from 7 exons. NCBI's taxonomy places the organism in Eukaryota, Metazoa, Platyhelminthes, Trematoda, Strigeidida, Schistosomatidae. Gene Ontology annotation, cellular component: membrane.